This is a messenger RNA of Macrobrachium nipponense, 1656 nucleotides long. RefSeq names its product protein fem-1 homolog CG6966-like. NCBI's taxonomy places the organism in Eukaryota, Metazoa, Arthropoda, Malacostraca, Decapoda, Palaemonidae. The coding region runs from base 1 to 1656 and encodes 551 amino acids. Gene Ontology annotation, molecular function: protein binding. The transcript has 7 exons. The record is from RefSeq and is a predicted model, not a curated record.
AUGGCCGCCAGGGACUGUAACGGCUACAAAAGUCAUGGCCAGACGUUUCCAUCGGGAGUUAAGUACUGCGUUGAGAGAGUCAAGGAGGGGCGGGAUUCGAUACUGUGCACGGCAGCUCUUCUUGGACACACAAACUGCGUCAGGAUCCUCGUUGAAUACAGAGGCGCAGACGUCGAAGAACUGGGCUCAGUUUCUACUGGAGGGCCUCUUCUGUCUGGAGUUAGUCCUUUAUGGUGCGCUGCUUUCGAAGAGCAUUACUGGGUUAUUGCCUAUCUUCUUUCUAAAGGCGCCAAUCCAAAUGGCAAUACAAGUUUCUACAGCACUCCAUUGCAAGCUGCAUGUGAGCUAGGGUACUUCCAUAUUGUCAGACUUCUUGUGGAACAUGGGGCCUAUAUCGAGGCUGCUGAUGACCGCGCUGUCACUUGUCUGAUGCUUGCUUCCUUCGGCGGCCAUUUGGAAAUCGUGAAGUACCUUUUGGAAGUGGGCGCUGAUGUCAAUGGCAAAAACAUAGAAGGCGAAGGUGCACUCCACGCCUGCGCAAAGGCAGGACAUCUGGAAGUAAUGAAACUGCUGCUGGAACACAACGCUUGGAUGGGUGCCGACUAUUCUGGAUUAACGCCUUUGCUUGUGGCCAGCUCUCGUGGUCAUAGGGACAUGGUAGAAUAUCUGUUAAGUAGAAAUGACCUGGUAUCUGCAAAGGAGAAAGCUGAUGCAUUGGAGCUACUUGGAGCUUCCCUUUUCAACAGUACGGAAGAUAUAGUCGCUACAGUUAAUUACUGGAAAUCAGCAAUCAAUCAGAGGUACGUCAAUGGCGCCCUCAUAUAUCCAAAAACCCAAGAUAAUUUGUCUUGUCCUUCAGAUGAAGAGUUCAGUGAAGUCAACACCUUGGAGGAUUUAGAAAAUAUAGAAUUAGAUCCUCAAGAAGUUCAAUUGCAGGCACUUCUCGUGAUGGAAAGGAUUUUAGGCCCUGGUCACUUGCAAACAAUGAAGAAUAUUAAUAAAAUAGGGAUUGCUCAUGGAAUCGAAGAAAUGGAGCUGAUUAUUUCUGCAUUGAACAAUGCUGACGAUUAUGUAAGGAGCAAACACAAAUCUCACGUGGACCAGUUUAUCAUGAUAGUUUUGCAUUUUUUGGUGCCGUUUACGAGAUUGCAGCCUGACCUCCCUGACUGCCAGCGGCACACAGUGAAAAAAGCAAUGUAUACGCUAGUUAAGAAGGGUCUCAGGAAUUCCCUGGGUUCGACUCCUUUGCAAGUCGCUUGCUCCCCAGAAUUUGAGGAAAUUGAAGAUCCGGAUCUGCCUAUGUCUGCCACUCCCAGAGCGGAAGUCGUGAACCUUCUGCUAGAGACUGGCUCUGAUCCCAGUGCCACAGACAACGAAGGUAACACACCUCUCCACGCAAUUGCCAAGAACGAAGAGUGUCCCAAAGGUAUAGUAGACGCCCUCUUGUCAAGAGGGGCUCACUUAGAUGCUAAGAAUGGUCAGGGCCAGACGUUCGCAUCCUUGAGAGCUGACCAAGGGCAGCCAGUAUCUCAGUUAGUAAAUGUUGUUCGUCACACCUCUUUGCAGUGCCUGGCUGCAGCGUGUAUUAAGAGUCAGGGUAUUUCUUACAAGGGCAUCUUACAUCCUCGACUUGAGCAGUUUGUUGACAUGCACUGA